This is a messenger RNA of Colletotrichum truncatum, 1686 nucleotides long. Its product is annotated as acetolactate synthase. The record is from RefSeq and is a predicted model, not a curated record. Gene Ontology annotation, biological process: butanediol metabolic process; L-valine biosynthetic process. Gene Ontology annotation, cellular component: acetolactate synthase complex. Lineage: Eukaryota; Fungi; Ascomycota; Sordariomycetes; Glomerellales; Glomerellaceae. Gene Ontology annotation, molecular function: thiamine pyrophosphate binding; acetolactate synthase activity; flavin adenine dinucleotide binding.
AUGUCCACAGAAACGGUUGAUGUCGUGAUAGACUCCCUCAUCGCGGCUGGCGUCACGCACAUUUUUGGCGUUCCGGGCGCAAAGAUCGACUCCGUCUUUAACGCACUCAUUGACCGACCGGAAAUCAAGCUCGUGGUGUGCCGGCACGAGCAGAAUGCCGCAUUUAUCGCCGGUGCGAUCGGCAAAAUCACGGGGAGACCGGGGGUAUGCAUAGCCACCUCCGGCCCGGGAACCAGUAACCUCGUCACGGGUCUGGUGACCGCCAACGACGAGGGCGCGCCCGUCGUCGCCAUCGUCGGUGAUGUCAAGCGUGUACAGGCCGCCAAAAGGACACAUCAAAGCCUGCGCGGCGUGCAGCUGCUCGAACCCGUUACCAAGAAGGCUACCGGCGCCGUACAUCCGGACCAAGUUGCCGAACUGAUGCUCGAUGCCUUCCGGACCGCUGCGGCGUAUCCGCAGGGUGCAACGGCGCUGAGCUUGCCCAUCGAUAUCAUGACCGCAGGCACCAAGACGACUAUCCCUGCGCUGCCCGCAAGUGCCUUUGUACCGCCCGAGUACGGGACUUCACCAUCUGCGUCGUUGAGCAGGGCGGCGUCGAUGAUUCAGGAUGCCAAGUUUCCCGUGUUAUUCCUAGGAGCGAGGGCAGCUACGCCAGAAGCCGUCGAUGCGGUCCACGGCUUCCUUCGGAAACAUCCUAUUCCCGUGAUCGAAACGUUUCAAGCAGCCGGCUCCAUCAGCAAGGAGCUUGCGCACCUCUUCUACGGCCGUGUUGGCCUCUUCCGCAACCAACCUGGAGACAAGCUCCUGUCGCAAGCGGAUCUCGUCAUCGUCGCAGGCUACGACCAGUCAGAAUACGACGCGGACGCAUGGCACAAGGAAAAGAACCUCGAUAUCCUCCACCUGGACUGGAUCCCGGCCGACUACGGCGCAUUCUACAACCCGAGACUCGAGCUCGUGGGCUCCAUAGCUGCCAACAUCAAGGCGCUCAUGAACAUCCUCGCGAACGUUUCCCGGCCGCAAGAACUCGACGUGUCAAAGGCAAUCUUUGCCGAGUUCCACGCCUGGGAGCAAAGUCCACAGGCGCUCGGCCAGACGGGCGACGGGCCAGUCCACCCCCUCCACUUCAUCAAGCUCAUGCAGGGGCUCCUCCCUCCUACGCCGACAGUCGCAUCGGACGUGGGUAGCAUGUACAUCUGGCUCUCGCGAUUCUACUUCGCCUACUCUCCAAAGUCGUUCCUCGUCUCCAACGUCCAGCAGACCCUAGGCGUCGCACUGCCCUGGGCCAUUGGCGCGUCGCUCGCCCAGGAGCCCCCGUGCUCCCGGAAAGUCGUCAGCAUCAGCGGCGACGGAGGGUUCCUGUACAGCGGGCAGGAGCUCGCGACCGCCGUCCAGCAAGGGUGCAACAUCACCCACUUCGUCUGGAACGACGGAAAGUAUAACAUGGUGGAGUUUCAGGAGGUUGACAAGUACGGCCGGAGCUCGGGUGUUGACCUGGGCGGGGUCGACUUUGUCAAGUACGCCGAGGCCUUCGGAGCGAAGGGGUUGAGGGUCACCCGUUCGUCGGAACUGGAGGCCGUCAUGAAGGAGGCGCUGAGUCAUGUCGGGGUAUGCGUCGUGGACGUUGAGAUUGAUUAUUCGCAGAACCACGAGUUGAUGAAGAAUGUGAUUCCCGAGUCGAUUAGUUAG